Messenger RNA from Cygnus atratus (black swan), 2971 nucleotides. It is a transcript of the gene ELF3, whose product is annotated as E74 like ETS transcription factor 3. Gene Ontology annotation, cellular component: nucleus. Gene Ontology annotation, molecular function: DNA-binding transcription factor activity, RNA polymerase II-specific; sequence-specific DNA binding. The record is from RefSeq and is a predicted model, not a curated record. The transcript has 8 exons. Gene Ontology annotation, biological process: cell differentiation; regulation of transcription by RNA polymerase II. The coding region runs from base 994 to 2109 and encodes 371 amino acids. NCBI's taxonomy places the organism in Eukaryota, Metazoa, Chordata, Aves, Anseriformes, Anatidae.
AGGCGAAGAAAACACCCCGCGAGGCCGGCGCGGGUGAAACUCUGGGCACCGGCAGGGCACAGGCUCUGACAAUGAUUAAACUGGCCAACCCAGAUUUCCCGGCAAGGCAGCGCUGGGCUGGGACCCGGUGGUUCAUAUUAUGCAAAUCACCUGGAUCUGGGAGCAUGAACGUUUCAGCCUGGAAUUCCCCUCGGGCCUCCAGAUCGCGUUACGCCGCCCGUGCUAUAAAAGAGGAGACGUGGGCAGGAUCUGCCCAUCGGCACAGCCUGGCCGGGCCCGCAGCCGUGGUUAGCGGCCGGGCAGGGCUCCCCUCGCCUCCCCCCUGGAUUAGCUGCCGCCCCGCGAGUGCCAUCGCAGAAGGUACCAAAGCUUUUUCCUUCGGGACCUGCUCCCCGAUGGCGACGUCCCCCCAGCUUUGCUCCCUUCCCUCUGCAUCUUCGCUCCCGCCGGGGAUGUGCUCGGUUGGUCCUUGCUCGCCGCGCGCCCGCUGUCCCAGCGCGGCCACCGGCCCUUCUGGGGGGCCAGAGGGGGGCCCCCCUCCACCCCCUGGGCUUUGCCCAGCGACCAGCAAGAUUUGGCUUUUCUACCACGGGCUGCCGAGUCACCGGGAUGUGCUUUUUGGAGCUGCUGGCGGCCCUGCCUGUGGGCAGGGGGCAGGGGAUGCGCCCACCCGCGGGGCUGGGGGCGCGUUUGGUGGCUGAGGGUCCCACAGGGGCCGUGCCUCGCCGUGCUGCGGGACCGACAGCCCCCUUGCUGCGAGAGGGGCUGGCAGGGUUGGGGAAGGGGCUGCGGCAAGCACGAGGCCACCUUGUCCCCUGCCCCGGGGUGGCAGGGAUUCAGGCCACCGGGCGGGAGUUUCGGCAAAGGUGACCCGAGAGGCGGCGGCGGACGGAGGCAGGGAGAGCCCAGCCUCACCCAGCCCGGUCCCGGGGCUCCCGCGGGUGCUGCGGGUUGAGGGCCGGGGCUCACUGUGGUCUCUCGGCACAGAGCUUGAUGGCAGGAUCUUGCGAGAUCAGCAACAUUUUGUCCAAGUACAACAGCACCAUGUACCAGCAGGAAGAGUCGCAGCUGGCCCUGGAUGUGCUGGGACACCCUGGGGACGACGGCAGCCUGGGGCUGAGCUUCCCCCCCAGCCUGCCCCCGGUAGACACCACAGAAACGCCAGAGUGGUUCAGUGAGCUCCCAUACUUCUGGACCAAGGUGCAGGUGCUGGAGUGGAUCAGCUACCAUGUGGAGAAGAACAAGUACGACGCCAGCAUCAUCGACUUCUCCUGCUGCAACAUGGACGGGCACACGCUCUGCCACUGCAGCCGGGACCAGAUGCGCCACAUCUUCGGGCCCCUGGGGGACGAGCUCUACGACCGCCUGCAUGAGAUCACCUCUGACGAGCUGACAUGGAUCAUUGACUUGCUGGAAAAAGAGGAUGCGAAUUCCCAAGAGACCUUCCUGGACACCGGCCACCUGGAGCUGGCAAACCCCUGUGCCAAGGAUUCCCUGGAGGACCUGAAGCCCACAAACCCUUUCCUCUUCACAGACAUCACCUGCUCGCCCGACGCCAUGUCCCCAGGCAGCUCCGAUGUCUCAGGGCCUGCCAUGUCCCACAGCCCCAACUCCCAGGACUCCGGUGGAAGCGACCUCGACCUCGACCCCGUGGAAGUGAAGCUCUUCCCUGACGACGGCUUUGCUGGGAGCAAGAAAGGGGACGGCAAACACGGCAAGAGGAAACGGGGACGGCCCCGAAAGCUCAGCAAGGAGAACAGAGACUGCCUGGAGGGCCGGAAGAGCAAGCACUCCCCGAGAGGCACCCACCUGUGGGAGUUCAUCCGGGACAUCCUGAUCCACCCGGAGCUGAACGAGGGGCUGAUGAAGUGGGAGGACCGGCGGGAGGGCGUCUUCAAGUUCCUGCGCUCCGAGGCGGUGGCCCAGCUCUGGGGCCAGAAGAAGAAGAACAGCAGCAUGACCUACGAGAAGCUGAGCCGGGCCAUGCGGUAUUACUACAAACGUGAAAUCCUGGAGAGGGUCGACGGGCGCCGGCUGGUGUACAAGUUUGGGAAGAACUCCAGCGGCUGGAAGGAGGAGGAGGUGCUCAACAGGAACAAGGAGCUGUAGGAGCCCCGGACUUGGGGGCCUGUGGAGCCCUCCCCGGGCCAGUCCCGAGCCUGGCUCCUGGCAGGAAAAUUUGGCAGCUGCUGCCCCACGCAGCCUGUGAAACUCCGACACGCUCGUGUGUGCUGGCGACUGCUGGCACCGAGGUGUUUAAAGCUAAUAUUUUGGCUCCAGUAGGUUAUUGUAAACCAUUAUUUCCCUCGCUGGAUUUGUACCUCCGACUCGGAGAGGUGGUGACUUUGGCUGUUUGAAAGCCUGGACAGGAGAAAAGGGGGAAAAAAAAAGUCUGAGCUGGCACCGAGUGGGUGUCCUGCUGUCACCCAGCGCCUCGUCGCCGAUCGGACGGGAGCCACCAGCUCUCUCCCCACCGCUGCUCAUGUCGUGAAGGCGCUGCUGUCCUGGCUGCCCUACGUGGGGUGAGCGGGGCCCCUCUGCAGCAGCGGCAGUGCCUGCCAGGAGACGACGGGAGCAAUGCAGAGAGCUCCUCCUGACCCCGCAGAGCCUGCAGAGGGGACGCUCGGGGCACAAGGGCCUGUCCGUGUCACCAGCCCAGCUGCCUGUACCUAGGAACAGGCCGUUUCCCCCUAGGGUGGCUUCUAAUUUAUGUAAAAAAAAAAUGGCACGGAGUGAAUGUACAGAUUUAUUUUUUCACGAGGAAGAUGUUCCCGCGUGGCAGCGUGCUCCCUGUCCUGCGGCAGGCGGUGAUGCUCAGCUGGCCUGAGGCCACGUCCCGGGGGCACAGACUGGCUCUGUGCCCCGCAGCAGGAGGGGGAUGCCAGCCCACCGGGCGCCCAGCAGGGGCGACUGGAUUCCUCCUUUUGAGCUCGGGAGCAUAAAAGGAAUAAAUUGUUUGUCUGGGUUUUUG